AUGAGUUCCGACCUGCUUCAACCUCGGAAGCGCUACGAGAGACCCUCUCAUGCAGAUGGAGGACAUAGUCUCCCAAUUAAUCGCACGUACAAGGUGUACCUCCGCCAUCCCGCAUAUAAUGACUCCAGUAACAUCCUCUUAGCCCUUCCCGCCCUGAACCACCGUCAAGGCGGUAUUCACCAUGAGACUGCACGGAUAGCAUGCGCCAUAAUUGCCAACAACAGCUGGAAAGGAUAUUUAACGGAAACAAGAGAAGGUGCUGCUGUUGAUAUAGAGUCGGACGGGAUUUUGUGCAAGAGGGAUUACUAUUUCUAUAUGUCUCGAGAAGACACUGGGGGUAUGCCCACUGAGGUUCCCCUCGACAGGCUUCUACCCCGGCGGAGCAGUUUAACCCAAGCAACAUUAAUCAGAGAUAUCUCCUGCCGCAUCACGAACUACAUCGAAGGCACAGAGCCCGCGCAUCUGAUCCCCCGAAGCGAAGAGCUCUGGUUCAGGGCAAACGGCAUGUCACGAUACACAAACCGACAAAGUCCAGACACGGAGCCUAUCAAUGACACUCUAAAUGUACUACUUCUACGCUCGGACAUACAAGAUCUCUUCGAUCAAAAGCUAUUUGUUGUAGUUCCGAAGAGCGCACAACUUGUCGUCCACAUAUUAGCCCCAGGAUCAUCACCUGAGUUAACAGAUUUGUACCACAAUGUUGCUCUUCAGCCACUAGUUCGUAUCGCCAUUGAGUACAUUUUCGCUAGAUUUGCUUGGUCAAUCUUCGCUCAUUGCACGGACUUCAUAGUUCAAGGCCUCGAGCGGAGACUGGUCGUUCGGAAGGAUGAGGGGGCGAUCAGUGUGGAAGACUUCUCUGGGGAGCAGUGCUUGCGUAUAUUUGGCAGGGGGCAGACAUCUUCCCAUCCGAGUCCACGAAAGCGCUCACGGAAUAUCUCUGUCUUCAGAAGAGGGGGAAGAGAUAGACGAAGAUGACUACGAUGAAGGUAACUUCCGGAGUCGAAGCUUGCGGCAUGGUGAUUAGCCUUUACAAGCAGGCUCUAAUGCCAAAGUGCUCUGAAGGUCAUCCUUGAACACAUUAUUACGGUAUACCUUCUCAUUGCGGAUUCCUGGUAAC
Molecule: messenger RNA, 1117 nt
Organism: Aaosphaeria arxii CBS 175.79
Lineage: Eukaryota; Fungi; Ascomycota; Dothideomycetes; Pleosporales
Exons: 2
Coding region: 1-975 (324 amino acids)
Source: RefSeq, a predicted model, not a curated record